Messenger RNA from Aspergillus nidulans FGSC A4, 2400 nucleotides. Its product is annotated as protein phk. Gene Ontology annotation, biological process: carbohydrate metabolic process. The transcript has 7 exons. Lineage: Eukaryota; Fungi; Ascomycota; Eurotiomycetes; Eurotiales; Aspergillaceae. Gene Ontology annotation, molecular function: aldehyde-lyase activity. Bases 1 to 2343 code for a protein of 780 amino acids. The record is from RefSeq and is a predicted model, not a curated record.
AUGCCAGGAGAAGUCAUCGAGCGACCAAACCCGGCGCCAAAGCCGUCGCAUGUCCCCGAUUUAGUAGAAAAACUCAUAAUUCCCGCGCAGAAGACGAAGCUGGAGAAAAGCGAUUGUGAUGCGUUGCACAAGUAUCGUCGCGCGGCGGCGUAUAUUGCUGCUGGACACUGGGGAACAUGUCCUGGGUUGAUCCUCGUUUACUCUCACCUGAACUACCUGAUCAAGAAGCAGAACCUCGAUAUGCUGUAUGUUGUUGGGCCAGGGCAUGGAGCACCGGGCUUGCUAGCAUCGUUGUGGCUUGAGGGCUCGCUGGGGAAGUUUUAUCCGCAGUAUACCAAGGACAAGGAGGGUCUGCACAACCUCAUCUCGACGUUCAGUACCAGUGCCGGACUGCCUAGCCACAUCAAUGCUGAAACACCCGGCGCUAUCCACGAAGGAGGAGAGCUGGGCUAUGCGCUGUCUGUCUCCUUCGGCGCAGUCAUGGAUAACCCCGAUUUGAUUGUAACAUGUGUAGUUGGAGACGGAGAGGCGGAAACUGGUCCAACAGCCACAUCAUGGCAUGCGAUCAAGUACAUCGAUCCAGCUGAGUCAGGAGCCGUGCUUCCAAUCCUGCAUGUGAAUGGCUUCAAGAUCAGUGAGCGCACUAUUUUUGGGUGCAUGGAUAACAGGGAGAUAGUCUGCCUGUUCACAGGGUACGGGUAUCAGGUGCGCAUUGUCGAGGACCUCGAGGACAUCGACAACGACCUUCACAGCGCUAUGUCCUGGGCGGUUGAGGAAAUCCGUAAUAUUCAGAAAGCAGCGCGCUCCGGAAAGCCUAUCAUGAAGCCUCAAUGGCCCAUGAUUGUCUUGCGAACGCCCAAGGGUUGGUCAGGGCCGAAAGAGCUGCAUGGCCAGUUCAUCGAAGGAUCGUUCCACUCCCACCAGGUUCCCCUCCCUAAUGCUAAGAAAGACGAUGAGGAGCUCCAGGCUCUGCAGAAAUGGCUUUCCUCUUACAAACCCGAUGAGCUGUUUACCGAGUCUGGCGACGUUAUCGACGAAAUCCUAUCCAUUAUUCCUUCGGAUGAUAAGAAACUCGGCAUGAGACCCGAGGCCUACAAGACUCAUCUACCGCCGGACCUCCCUGACUGGAGACAGUUCUGCGUGAAAAAAGGGGAUCAGUUCAGCGCAAUGAAGGCCAUUGGUAGCUUCAUCGACCAGGUUUUCGUCAAGAACCCGCAUACCGUCCGGUUAUUCUCACCCGACGAGCUGGAAAGCAACAAGUUGAGCGCUGCCCUAUCACAUACGGGAAGGAAUUUCCAGUGGGAUGAGUUCUCGAAUGCAAAAGGUGGGCGGGUGAUCGAGGUCCUGAGUGAGCAUUUGUGUCAGGGCUUCAUGCAGGGGUAUACAUUGACCGGCCGGACGGGCAUCUUCCCAUCAUAUGAGAGUUUCUUGGGUAUUAUACAUACCAUGAUGGUCCAGUAUGCCAAGUUCGCAAAGAUGGCUAAAGAAACGGCAUGGCACCAUGACGUGAGUAGUAUCAACUACAUCGAGACCAGCACCUGGGCCCGACAGGAGCACAAUGGCUUCUCUCACCAAAAUCCAUCCUUCAUCGGCGCGGUUCUCAAACUGAAGCCGUACGCCGCCCGCGUCUACCUGCCUCCCGACGCCAACACAUUUCUUACCACUUUGCACCACUGCCUGAAAUCAAAGAAUUAUAUCAACCUCAUGGUCGGCUCAAAGCAACCCACCCCAGUCUACCUGAGCCCCGAGGAAGCGGAAAGCCACUGCCGAGCCGGAGCCUCGAUCUUCAAGUUCUGCAGUACCGACGGUGGGCUCCGCCCGGAUGUCGUACUCGUUGGAAUCGGUGUUGAGGUCAUGUUCGAAGUUAUCAAGGCGGCAGCCAUACUGCGAGAACGAUGCCCUGAGCUGCGUGUUCGUGUAGUCAACGUGACGGAUUUAUUCAUUCUCGAGAACGAGGGUGCCCACCCCCACGCCUUGAAGCACGAGGCCUUCGACAACCUCUUCACCGAGGAUCGCUCCAUCCAUUUCAACUAUCAUGGAUAUGUGAACGAACUCCAGGGCCUGCUCUUUGGCCGCCCUAGGCUCGACCGGGCAACCAUCAAGGGAUAUAAGGAAGAGGGAAGCACCACAACUCCAUUUGACAUGAUGCUUGUGAAUGAAGUAUCGCGGUACCACGUCGCGAAGGCAGCCGUCACGGGAGGAGCGAGGUUCAAUGAGAAAGUCAAGCUGCGGCACCAGGAGCUUUGCUCUGAAUUCGAUCAUAACAUUGCUGAGACGCGCAAGUACAUCAUGAACAAUCAUCAAGAUCCCGAAGACACAUACAAUAUGCCCUCAUUUAACUAGCAGAUGGAAACUGGAGCUAGGCAUAUCAGCGUACCGAAUCAGAACACAUUUCACGGU